This is a messenger RNA of Engraulis encrasicolus (European anchovy), 1740 nucleotides long. It is a transcript of the gene xkr7b, whose product is annotated as XK, Kell blood group complex subunit-related family, member 7b. The transcript has 4 exons. Gene Ontology annotation, cellular component: plasma membrane. The record is from RefSeq and is a predicted model, not a curated record. Lineage: Eukaryota; Metazoa; Chordata; Actinopteri; Clupeiformes; Engraulidae. The coding region runs from base 1 to 1740 and encodes 579 amino acids. Gene Ontology annotation, biological process: engulfment of apoptotic cell; phosphatidylserine exposure on apoptotic cell surface; apoptotic process involved in development.
AUGGCCGCGAAGUCGGACGGAGCAGCCGUGUCUGAGCAGAGUGAGACCCCGUCUCGAUGUCUGGUCGGACCUGAACAACGCCCAACCCUGUACCGGUAUGUCGGAACGCCGUACACCCUCGUGGACUGUUGCUGGGUGCUUUGCGCUCUCCUGGUCUUUUUCUCCGACGGGGCCACCGACCUGUGGCUGGCUGCGGACUACUACCUGAGGGGGAACAAUUGGUGGUUCUGGCUUACGUUACUCUUCGUCGUGGUUCCCUCCACCGUGGUUCAGGUGUUGAGUUUCAGGUGGUUCGUCUACGACUACUCGGAGCUGAGCGGGACAUCCAGCGGAGCAGCUCCCGAAGCAUCGUCCGGAGGUGAUUUCAGCACCAAGGGCAGCGAACAGCGGUGCACAGGCAAUGCUGCCGGGGCCAAUUCGCUGCCCGCGACGGGCACAGUCAGCAGCACCCGGCGGUGCUGCAGAGCCUGCAUGUGGAUCUUUCAAUCCGUCAUUCACGUCCUGCAACUGGGGCAGGUCUGGAGGUACAUCCAUGUGCUGUACCUGGGCGUGCAGAGCCGUUUCCACGGCGACCUGGAGCGGCGGCACUUCUACUGGCGGCUGAUGUUCGAGAGCGCGGACAUCAACAUGCUGCGCCUGCUGGAGGCCUUCCUGAAGAGCGCCCCGCAACUAGUACUGCAGCUUAGCAUCAUGAUACACGGCAACCAGAUACUGCCACUACAGGGCCUGUCCGCCUCGGCCUCCCUGGUGUCUCUGGCCUGGAUGAUCGCCUCUUACCAGAAGGUGUUGCGAGACUCGCGGGACGACAAGCUGCCCAUGUCCUACAAGGCGGUGAUCGUGCAGAUGCUGUGGCACCUGUUCACCAUCGGGGCGCGCACCAUCGCCUUUGCCCUCUUCGCCUCCGUCUUCCAGCUCUACUUUGGCAUCUUCAUCGUGGCCCACUGGUGCGCCAUGACCUUCUGGAUCAUCCAGGGCGAGACGGACUUCUGCAUGUCCAAGUGGGAGGAGAUCAUCUACAACAUGGUGGUGGGCAUCAUCUACAUCUUCUGCUGGUUCAACGUGAAGGAGGGCCGCGCCCGCUUCCGCCUGGGCGUCUACUACUGCGUCACUCUGGUGGAGAACACGGCGCUGACCACCGCCUGGUACCUGCACCGCGGCCCACACUCCUCCGACUUCUACUCCCUGCUGAUCGUGUGCGUGGUGCUGUGCAGCUAUGCCCUGGGCACCUUCUUCAUGCUGGUGUAUUACUGCUUGUUGCAUCCCGACGGGCCGAUGCUGGGGCCACAGUGGAGCUGCGUGGAGGAGGGCAUCGGCGGGGUGAUGGGCCUGGGUGGCGGCGGGGAGUUUGCGGAGGGCACCCCGAUUCCGACGCAGGACGUGGUGACCAGCCCGCCGCGCACCCUGCAGAGGACUACGCGGGGCGGUGGCGAGCGAGGGGACGGGGCCAUGACGCCGGGCGGCAUGCCGGGGGACCGGGACAGCUGCGUGCCCGUCUUCCAGGUGCGCCCCCCCAGCGCGCCGCCCUCCGCCCCGUCCCCGCGCACCCCGCGCCUGGAGGGGCCCGUCAUCCGCAUCGACCUGCCCCGCAAGCGCUACCCGGCCUGGGACGCGCACUUCAUCGACCGGCGGCUGCGCAAGACCAUCCUGGUGCUGGAGACCACCUCGCCGGUCACGCCGCGCAUCCAGUACCGCAGCCUCACCAACCCCAAGGAGGUGACCGAGUACGAGACCACCGUGUGA